AUGGAGUCAUUGCUCAAUCAAUCCCGAGCCAUGUGCCCGUUCUUGAAGAGAACGUCGCCGGCUGCCCUGCGAUCGCUGUCGAUGUCCACCGGUUACAGCACCGGGCCUCGUGGCGGAACAAUGUCCAAUUUGCAGGUGAUUGCCCGCCGCUGUCCCGUUAUGAGCAAGGCUCUGGCAGUGCAGAGCUCUCGUCACCACUUCAGCACCGCCGCCGGUGGUGCUGGAGCCGGAGCCCCCGUGAACUUCAAGACUUUUGAAAAGGUCUCUCGCUGCCCAAGAAGCCUACACACUACUGCAGGAAAUGGUGCCAGUGUCGAGAUGGGCGGUACCUAUGAGAAGAAUGGCCGACUCCAUCCUCACCCUCCUCCCGUGGAUGCUGGCAAGACUCGGGCUCACAAGCCCGAGGUUCCCUUUGCUGGUCCUGGCUCUCACCCUCAGUCUCCUGCGGGGUUCAAGUUCGAUUACGAAGCCUUUUACCAGAAUGAGCUAGACAAAAAACACAAGGACAAGUCAUACCGCUACUUUAACAAUAUCAAUCGCCUGGCUAAAGAAUUCCCUCGAGCUCAUAUGGCGGCUGCCGAGGAGAAGGUGACGGUUUGGUGCUCCAACGACUACCUUGGAAUGGGACGAAACCAGGCGGUUUUGAAAAGCAUGCAUCAAACUCUCGAUCGCUACGGAGCAGGUGCCGGAGGCACACGUAACAUUUCCGGCCACAAUCAGCACGCCGUUCAGCUGGAGAAGACAUUGUCGAAAUUGCACCACAAGGAAGCAGCCUUGGUAUUCACUUCAUGCUAUGUUGCUAACGAUGCAACUCUUGCAACACUGGGGAGCAAGCUGCCAGACUGUGUGAUUCUUUCCGACAGUCUGAACCACGCUUCGAUGAUUCAGGGUAUCAGACAUUCUGGCGCUAGGAAAAUGGUCUUCAAGCACAAUGAUAUGGUCGAUUUGGAGACAAAGCUGGCAUCGCUGCCGGCACAUGUGCCCAAAAUCAUCGCAUUUGAGUCAGUUUACAGUAUGUGUGGAUCCAUUGCACCUAUCGAGAAGAUAUGUGACCUGGCGGAUAAAUACGGCGCCAUUACAUUUUUGGACGAAGUGCAUGCUGUUGGCAUGUAUGGUCCUCAUGGAGCAGGUGUAGCAGAACACCUGGAUUACGAUAUUUAUGCAUCUCAAGACAGUGCCAACCCGCUCAGCACUAGAGGCACUAUCAUGGACCGAAUUGAUAUUAUCACCGGCACCCUUGGCAAGGCUUAUGGCUGCGUUGGUGGCUAUAUCGCCGGUUCGUCUAAGCUAGUAGACACCAUUCGGUCCCUAGCACCGGGCUUCAUCUUCACGACCUCACUGCCGCCUGCCGUCAUGGCAGGUGCUAAUGCGGCAAUUGAGUACCAGGCUGUCCACCGCCGAGAUCGUGUCCUUCAGCAGCUACACACCAUGGCGGUGAAGGAAGCUUUCAAGGAGAUAGACAUUCCGGUCAUCCCUAACCCGUCCCAUAUUGUUCCUCUACUUGUGGGUGAUGCGGAGCUUGCCAAGCAGGCUUCUGACAUGUUACUCGAAGACCACGGCAUCUAUGUUCAAGCCAUCAACUAUCCAACUGUCCCGCGUGGCGAGGAGCGUCUUCGCAUCACCCCGACCCCCGGACAUACCAAGCAAUACCGCGACGAACUUGUACAGGCGGUGAACACUGUCUGGGACCAACUGGGCCUCAAACGCACCAAUGAGUGGAAGGCACAGGGAGGAUUCGUCGGGGUUGGAGUUGAAGGCAUCGAGGCCAAAAACAAGCCUAUUUGGGAAGAUGCGCAGCUUGAACUGAAAACGAAUGAGAGCAUCGAAGAUGCAGUUACACGAGAAUUCCAGAAUCAGGCACGCGAAGAAGAGCAGCAGUUAGUUACCAACGCUGUUCGUUCUAUGCAGACUGGUGGUACUACUAGUUUUGCCGCGACUCGCACCUUCGGAACUGCGCCCAUUGGAGUCGCUGCCUAG
This is a messenger RNA of Talaromyces atroroseus, 1977 nucleotides long. Its product is annotated as 5-aminolevulinate synthase, mitochondrial. Gene Ontology annotation, molecular function: pyridoxal phosphate binding; 5-aminolevulinate synthase activity. Lineage: Eukaryota; Fungi; Ascomycota; Eurotiomycetes; Eurotiales; Trichocomaceae. The record is from RefSeq and is a predicted model, not a curated record. The coding region runs from base 1 to 1977 and encodes 658 amino acids. Gene Ontology annotation, cellular component: mitochondrion. The transcript has a single exon. Gene Ontology annotation, biological process: heme biosynthetic process.